This is a messenger RNA of Clonostachys rhizophaga, 3147 nucleotides long. The record is from the annotation of a GenBank genome assembly. Lineage: Eukaryota; Fungi; Ascomycota; Sordariomycetes; Hypocreales; Bionectriaceae.
AUGGCCUCUACACAGCCCUCAGGGGCAGGGAAGCCUAUGAGCGAGAAGCAGAGACUCAAGGCUGAGAAGUUCGCCUUGAAAAAGGAAAAGCAAGCCCAGCAGGCGCAGCAGAAAUCAGGAACCGGUUCCAAGGAAAAGAAGCCCAAAAACCAGGGUGCUCCGGCGGUCGAUUCAAAAGAUUGGGUUGACGAGACUCCAGCUGGGCAAAGGAAGAUCCUGGGCUCGCUUGAGAAUGAUUUCCACAAGGCGUACAUACCCAAGGUCGUUGAGUCUGCCUGGUACGGCUUCUGGGAAGAGCAGGGGCUGUUCAAACCACGGACUGAGGAAGAUGGCAGUAUUAAAUCCAAAGGCAAAUACGUCAUUGCGAUGCCGCCUCCAAAUGUCACGGGAAGACUUCACAUCGGACAUGCCCUAGCCCUUUCGCUCGAAGAUACCCUCAUCAGGUGGCAUCGUAUGCGACAGUUCACUACCCUCUACAUUCCUGGUUGCGAUCAUGCAGGCAUUGCCACUCAAGCUGUUGUCGAAAAACAGCUUGCAAAAACCCCGAAAGACGGGAAAUCUAAAAGGCAGGAUUUCACUCGCGCCGAGUUCGUACAGCUGUGUCAGGAAUGGAAGGAGGAUUACCAUCAAGCCAUCAACAAGACGACUCGUAGACUCGGUGUCUCCUCCGACUGGUCGCGUGAAGCCUUUACAAUGAGCCCCCAGUUGUCUAGAGCUGUCACGGAGACGUUUGUCCAGCUGCACUCAGAAGGGCUAAUCUACCGAGCCAACAGGCUUGUUCAUUGGUCAUGUCGACUCUCGACUGCGCUGUCCACGCUUGAAGUCGACCAGAAAGAGCUUGAGGGAACGACCAAGCUUGAUGUCCCAGGAUAUGACCGGAAGAUUGAAUUCGGAACGCUCACAUACUUCAAAUAUAAGAUUGAAGGCUCUGAUGAAACAAUUGAAGUUGCAACAACAAGACCAGAGACGAUCCUGGGCGACACCGGUAUAGCAGUUCAUCCCCAGGACGAUCGAUACAAGCACCUCGUCGGCAAGAUUGCGCAGCACCCCAUCAUCGCUGACAGGAAGUUAAGAAUUAUUGCCGAUGAGCAUGUGGACAGAGAAUUUGGUACCGGUGCUGUCAAGCUGACGCCUGCCCACGACCACAACGACUUUGCUCUCGGGAAGAAACAUAACCUCGAGUUCAUCAACAUCCUGAACGAUGAUGGCACUCUGAAUGCAAAUGCGGGUCCAUACGCCGGAGAGAAGCGGUUCAAUGUCAGAUACGCCAUCACCGAGAAGCUGAAAGAGCUUGGCCUGUAUACGAAACAGGAGCCAAACAAGAUGGUCGUUCCCGUUUGCAGCCGGUCAGGGGAUAUUGUGGAACCAUACCUGAAACCGCAGUGGUGGAUGAAGAUGGAACCUCUGACACAACCCGCCAUCGAUGUCGUCGAGAGUGGGGAGCUCGUCAUCCGACCGGACCUACAGAAGAGGCAAUACUUGCAAUGGAUGCGCAACCUGCAAGACUGGUGCUUGUCGAGGCAGCUGUGGUGGGGUCACCAGAUACCGGCGUAUUUCAUCACCGUCGAAGGCGAGGAGAAGGGGGACGAUGCUGAUGACAACUACUGGGUCUGUGGCAGAACAGAGCAAGAAGCCCGUGAAAAGGCAGAAGAAAAGUUUCCUGGGAAGAAGCUUUCGCUCAGGCGGGACGAGGAUGUCCUCGAUACCUGGUUCAGCUCCGGCCUCUGGCCGUUCAGCACUCUCGGAUGGCCAGAUAAGACGACAGAUCUCGACAGGUUCUUUCCAAACACAACUUUGGAGACAGGCUGGGAUAUCAUCCCGUUCUGGGUCAGUCGUAUGAUAAUAUUCUCGUUGAAACUGACUGGAAAGGUUCCCUUCACCGAGGUCUUUUGUCAUGGCCUGAUCCGCGAUAGCGAGGGCCGGAAAAUGUCAAAAUCUCUCGGUAAUGUCGUUGACCCGAUCGACAUCAUGGAUGGCAUCGGCCUCGAAGAGCUUCACCAAAAGCUUCGGCAGGGCAAUCUGGCUCAAAGUGAGAUCAAGAAUGCCGAAAGAUACCAGAAGAAGGCUUUCCCGCAAGGAAUCCCUGAGAUUGGAACUGACGCACUGCGAUUUUCGCUCAUCAACUACACCCAAUCAUCUGGUAGUGACAUCAACUUUGAUGUCAAGACCAUGCACAGCUACCGCAAGUUUUGCAACAAGCUCUACCAGGCUACAAAAUAUGUCCUUGGCAGGCUUGGCGAAGACUUUGUUCCCCGUGCGACGAGUGCUCUAAAAGGCAAGGAAAGUCUCCCGGAGAGGUGGAUUCUAACCAAGAUGAACACUGCUGUGAGCCAGGUCAACAAAGCUCUUGAAGCCCGAGAAUUCUCUCGGUCGACUCAGAUUAGCCAUCGGUACUUGUACGAUGAGCUUUUUGAUGUCUUCAUUGAGAACUCAAAGUCGAUCUUCUCAGAUGGCUCGGCCGAGGAGGUUCGCUCAGCCCAGGACACACUGUACACCACGCUUGAAACUGGCCUCCGGCUCGUCUCGCCAUUCAUGCCCUUCCUGACCGAGGAGCUGUGGCAGCGUCUGCCGCGUAGACCAAGAGACGACACACUCUCGAUCACAGUUGCGCUGUAUCCAGAGUAUGAGCUGUCCUUCAGUGACCCAGAAUCUGAGGCAGCCUAUGAACUUGUCCUGGGAUGUUCCAAAGGUUUGCGCUCGUUGAUGGCAGAAUAUUCUAUCAAGGAUCAAGGGCUGGCUUAUAUCACACCUCUGAAUGAACAGUCGCAUGCCACGGCGACUGCUCAACUUCCCUCCAUAAAGGCACUGAGCGGGAAGACUCCAAUUGACAUUGCCGUCCUUCAGGUUGGGGAAGCCGUUCCCACGGGUUGCACGGUCUUUCCCGUUUCCGCCGAGGCGGCUGUCUACGUUGAGGUCAACGGCCGUAUCCGGGAUGCCACCAAGGAGGUUGAGAAGGCCAAGGCGAAGAUAGCUGAGGCACGGAGGGACCAAGAAGAGGUUCUGUUGCUCAAGGCGGACCUGAGCAAGAUCCAGGAUAAGGACGUUGCCGAGGCGAAGCAGUCGGCGGAGCGCCGGGAGCGGGAUGUCGCGGCGAGAUUGCAGGCAUGGGAGGAGACUGCUCUGAUGUUUGAGAAGCUGAAUAUUUAG